Molecule: messenger RNA, 2577 nt
Organism: Gasterosteus aculeatus aculeatus (three-spined stickleback)
Lineage: Eukaryota; Metazoa; Chordata; Actinopteri; Perciformes; Gasterosteidae
Source: RefSeq, a predicted model, not a curated record
CUGAAAGCAGCUCAGAUGGACCCGGGCCAACGCCGCGUACCCGCCAAGCCGCCAACCCACGUGACCCGAGCCGGCCGAUUGGGCGAACCGAGAGCGUCGGACCGACCGACGGCAAGCGCCAUAUGGGCAGCCGAGACUCAGGAGUCCACUCUGUUUGUCAGCUUUGGAAAGGAGCGCUGGGAACGCUGGGAUAGUGGCGGUGGGAGCUGCACCGUCGCCAUGUUCUGUGCAGCGAAGCCGCCCGGCUCCGUGUCGCCGGCCAGGAGGCAGAUCAGGGAGGUCAAAGAGACCAAGAUCACGAUUAACUGCGUGACCUUCCCUCUGCCUGGAGAAGGUCCGGAGCAGCAGCUCCUGAAGCCCAACGAAUGGAGCUACUGCGACUUCUUCUGGACCGACAAGAAGGACCCCCAGGGCACCACCUCGGUGGCGGGCUUCGAGGUCCUCCUGCAGAAGCAGCUGAAGGGCAAACAGAUGCAGAAGGAGAUGUCCGAGUUCAUCCACGAGAGGAUAAAGAUUGAAGAGGAAUACGCCAAGAACCUCUCCCAGUUGUCUGUGAGCCCGCUGGCAGCUCAGGAGGAAGGGACUCUCGGUGAAGCCUGGACUCAGCUGAAGAAGAGUCUCCACGACGAGGCCGAAGUCCACAUGAAGUUCUCCAACAAGCUCCACUCCGAGGUAGAAAAACCUUUGCUGACGUUCAGGGGCGACAACUUCAAGAAGGACCUGAAGAAGUACGACCAUCACAUCGCCGACCUCAGGAAGCAGCUCGCCAGCCGCUACGCCGGCGUGGAGAAGGCCCGUAAAGCCCUGGCGGACCGGCAGAAGGAUCUGGAGGUGAAGACGCAGCAGUUGGAGAUCAAACUCAGCAACAAGACGGAGGAGGACAUCAAGAAGGCCCGCCGGAAAUCCACACAAGCAGGAGACGACCUGAUGCGCUGCGUGGAUCUGUACAACCAGACGCAGUGCAAGUGGUUCGAAGAGAUGGUGACCACCAGCAUGGAGCUGGAGAAACUGGAGGUGGAGCGGAUCGAGUGGAUUCAGCAGCACUUGCGUCAGUACACGACUCUGCGGCACGAGACGGACAUGUUCAAUCAGAGCAUGGUGGAGCCGGUCGACAAGCUGCUGCAGAACGUGGAUCCGGCCAAAGACCGGGAGCUGUGGGUGAAGGAGAACAACACCGGCGAGGUCCGACCCGUGGACAUGAGCAUAUGAGGGCGCCCUGACUUGGGACCAGCCGUUCCGUCUCCAGUAUUACAACACGCACAGAGCCGCCCGCCGACGACCCCGAUCCGGGGGACGGUGCAUGUCCAGACCCCCUCGGAGGUCUGCUCAAAGGGAACGUGCCAGUGGAUCGGUCCCAGCAUGCUCCUUCUAAAUUAACCCCAACGUAACCAACAUUAGCUUAUCGAACGCCAUCCAACAUAUUCAGCUGUUUACAUGUUGUAAAGUCGACAUUAUUAGAAAAUGUAUUUUGAAUCGUUUGGUUUAGCUUCAAUCUACACUUCUCACACAAAGAAAAAACAAACAAAAAAACUCUCAUUAUUUAUAUUACCUUUAUUUUAGAUACGGACAUCAAGAUCUUAGACUGAAUAUGAUAUAUUUUCAUAUUUUUCCGGAUCACUUUCUUGGUGGAAAUGCAUGUUUUGAGAAGCUCUCUCUCUCUGUGUCUGGAGGGCUGCACAACGUGGUGGAGCCACGAUGGUUGUCUGUGGUGUAGUUGGUCAAAGUUCUUUGGAGUGUGAUGGAUCAGAUUGAGGCCGGGGUCGACGGUGGAGCAGACCGGAGGAAGAAAAGCUGGUGCGAGUUCCACUGAAACACCUUUUAGUGCCUAGCGUUAAACGCCUGGAAUGUCCUUGACGUACUGCAUCAGUGUACAGACGAGGUGUCGCUUGUUUUAUUCUUGUUGUUUGGGGGGGUAUACAGAGAAUAUGACUCGUCCCAGUUUGCCCCAAAUGGGAAGAUAAAAAAAAAACGUUUUAUCGGAGCCUGCAUGACCAGUGUGCGUUCACGUGAGUGUGUGUGUGUGUGUGCGUAUGUGUGUGCGUCCUGUCUCUUUUUUUUACCGUGGUCGUGGCGCUCUAGAUUUAUUGGGAUUAUUACCUUUCUGUGUCUCUUUUUUAUAUUUCUCAAAAGCACGAAGCCAAUCAGAUUAAAGCUUAAAGUCGCAAUCCAGCUGCUGAGCACAAGAAAAUAAUUGCUGUUAAAAAACAAAUAUAUAUAUAUUAUAUACAUCAAUAAAUAUAGAUGCUUGCCUGCCUUCAGUCACAAUGCGCAGAGUGCUUUACAUGGACUGUGUUAAAUGAAUGGACUCCACGUUUAAAGAGCACAUCUCUGUUGUAAAAGAUUAAUCUGUUUAUGUGUGUGUGUCAAUGUUGUGCACUAAAUGUUCUAUUACGUUCCAACUAAAUGUCCCAACGGCUUCAGGGUGACGUAGCGGUCGAGUUCAACCCCCUCCGUGAUCAACGUUUUCAUAACGUGCGUUCAGUUCCGAUUUCCCGUGUUUUUACGAAUGUUGGCUCGUGGGUGACCUCUGACCUCCGUGGAAUGCAGUGUCAAAAAUAAAUCUCCUCUCUGAAAAGA